Molecule: messenger RNA, 748 nt
Organism: Callorhinchus milii (elephant shark)
Lineage: Eukaryota; Metazoa; Chordata; Chondrichthyes; Chimaeriformes; Callorhinchidae
Gene: polr2g
Product: RNA polymerase II subunit G
Exons: 8
Coding region: 220-738 (172 amino acids)
Biological process (GO): positive regulation of translational initiation; DNA-templated transcription; positive regulation of nuclear-transcribed mRNA poly(A) tail shortening
Cellular component (GO): P-body; RNA polymerase II, core complex
Molecular function (GO): single-stranded DNA binding; single-stranded RNA binding; translation initiation factor binding
Source: RefSeq, a predicted model, not a curated record
GGAACCGGAAGUGGGGGCGGCUGUCCGCUCGCGCUCCCUCAAGUCACUCACUCGCCGCGCGCGGGCGGGAGGGCCUCGCAGUCUCUCUCUCUUUCUCUCUCUCUCUCUCUCUCACUCGCUCACUCACUGACUGACUGACUGACUUCGCCAGUUGGGCCGCUCGCCUCCGGCCGACGACCUCUUCAACCUCACCCGGGAGUUCGCCGGGAAAGCGCCAGGAUGUUCUACCACAUCUCUCUGGAGCACGAGAUCCUGUUGCACCCGCGAUACUUUGGGCCGAACCUACUCAACACCGUCAAGCAGAAGCUGUUCACCGAGGUGGAGGGCACCUGCACCGGAAAGUAUGGCUUUGUGAUUGCCGUCACCACCAUCGACAAUAUUGGCGCCGGGGUGAUCCAGCCUGGCCGCGGCUUUGUGCUCUACCCCGUCAAGUACAAGGCCAUCGUCUUCCGGCCCUUCAAAGGGGAGGUGGUGGACGCUGUGGUGACUCAGGUCAACAAGGUCGGCCUCUUCACCGAGAUCGGACCCAUGUCCUGCUUCAUCUCCAGACACUCCAUCCCUUCAGAAAUGGAGUUUGACCCCAAUUCCAACCCACCGUGUUACAAAACCAAUGACGAGGACGUUGUAAUCCAACAGGACGAUGAGAUUCGGCUGAAGAUCGUGGGAACCCGAGUGGAUAAAAAUGACAUUUUCGCCAUUGGCUCUUUGAUGGACGAUUAUUUGGGUCUGGUUAGCUGAAGACCCCCCC